Rotaria sp. Silwood2 is the source of this 483-nucleotide messenger RNA. NCBI's taxonomy places the organism in Eukaryota, Metazoa, Rotifera, Eurotatoria, Philodinida, Philodinidae. The record is from the annotation of a GenBank genome assembly.
AUGGUGCACAACGAAAAAAGAAUUGUGUCUUUAAACCUAUCACGACCUUCAGGUCCGAAUUCAACUUAUGGAUAUGAGGCACAGUACGGUCGUGGUUAUGAAUUUCAGAUGCAGAAUCCGUUGAAAAUCCAAUCCGUACAAUUAGAAGCAGCAAUACAUGGGCAAGUGGUUGUUUAUGUAGUAAAUAGUUCAGGAUCUGUUAUAAAGAAGGAAUCGCUUAUUUCGAAUAAUGCGACUAUGGAAUGGACAACAAUUCCGAUCAUUGCUGAAUUAAACACUGGGUAUUCCAUUUUAGUCUGGUCACCAAAUACGAACGGGCGAUUUUCAUACCAAAAUGGAGAUUGUAAUUUUCGCUCAGUUAAUCAAGUUUGUUCAAUCGAAAGUAAAUAUGCCGUUAUAAAUCAUGACUUAUCGAUUGGAGAGCAGGUGCAGUUGUUGCAGAAUGCAUGGUCAAUUCGAAUGAUGAUUGAUAUUGAACAAUAA